GGGAACGCGCUGGAGGCGCUGCCGCCGGGCCAGGGCCUGGGCCCCGCCGAGCCGCCGGGCCUCCCGCAGCUGCAGAGCCUCAACCUCAGCGGCAACCGGCUGCGCGAUCUGCCCGCCGACCUGGCGCGCUGCGCCCCGCGCCUGCAGAGCCUCAACCUCACCGGCAACUGCCUGGACUCCUUCCCCGCUGAGCUCUUCCUCCCCGGCGCGCUGCCCCUGCUCAGCGAGUUGGCGGCCGCCGACAAUUGUCUCCGGGAGCUCAGCCCCGACAUCGCCCACCUGGCCUCGCUCAAGACGCUGGACCUUUCCAAUAACCAGUUAAGCGAGAUCCCCUCCGAGCUGGCGGACUGCCCCAAGCUCAAGGAGAUCAACUUCCGCGGGAACAAGCUGAGGGACAAGCGCCUGGAGAAGAUGGUCAGCGGCUGCCAGACGCGCUCCAUCCUGGAGUACCUGCGCGUGGGGGGCCGUGGUGGCGGCCGGGGCCGGGGCAGGACAGACGGCACAGACAAGGAGGAGAGCCGGAGGCGGCGGCGGGAGCGGAGGCCACGGCAGGAGAGCGGCGAGGAUGCCGAUGCGGAGGCCGCGGGCCGCCUGCUGCUCAGGGUCCUGCACGUCUCUGAGAACCCCGCGCCCCUGAUGGUCAGGGUGAGCCCCGAGGUCCGGGACGUGCGGCCCUACAUCGUGGGCGCCGUCGUGCGGGGCAUGGACCUGCAGCCCGGGAACGCGCUCCGGCGGCUCCUGGCCUCCCAGACUAAGCUCCAUGAAGAUCUUUGCGAGAAGAGGACGGUGGCAACCAUGGCAACCCACGACCUCCGUGCAGUCCGAGGGCCCCUGGUGUACGGGGCCCGGGCCCCACAGGACCUCAAGAUCAUCCCCUUGGGGCGGAGAGAAGCCAAGGCCAAGGAGCUGGUGCGGCAGCUGCAGCUAGAGGCCGAUGAGCAGAGGAAGCAGAAGAAGAGGCAGACAGUCUCAGGGUUGCACAGAUAUCUUCACUUACUGGAUGGAAAAGAAAAUUACCCGUGUCUUGUGGAUGCAGAUGGUGAUGUGAUUUCUUUCCCGCCCAUAACAAACAGUGAGAAGACAAAGAUUAAGAAAACCACUUCUGACUUGUUUCUGGAAGUAACAAGUGCCACCAGUCUGCAGAUCUGUAAAGAGGUCAUGGACGCUCUCAUUCUGAAAAUGGCAGAAAUGAACAAAUACACUUUAGAAAAUAAAGAGGAAGGAUCACUCUCAGAUGCUGAAGCUGAUGCAAUGUCUGGACAACUUUCUGAUCCCAAAACGAAUCCAGCUGCUGGGAAGGAUGGACAUAGCCCGCUGGUGGUGGAGCAGGUGCGGGUGGUGGACCUGGAGGGGACCUUGAAGGUGGUGUACCCCUCUAAGGCCGAUCUGGCCACCGCCCCGCCCCAUGUGACUGUGAUCCGCUGACGGGCCAGCUCUGGCUGUCAGGCCGGCAAGCUGCCUGUUUGCCUGUUUCAGAGAGGCUUAUACGUGCUGAUACUAAAUUAUUCGUUACAUUUUCACCUCAGCAUUUUUUAAGAUAGAUGUAUUCUUUGUUCAGUUUUUCCAGAUGAUUCUCUUGUAAAGUGAUGCUAUGUUGUCAUUACAACACCAAACUGA
Messenger RNA from Galeopterus variegatus (Sunda flying lemur), 1617 nucleotides. RefSeq names its product leucine rich repeat containing 47 (gene LRRC47). The record is from RefSeq and is a predicted model, not a curated record. The transcript has 7 exons. Lineage: Eukaryota; Metazoa; Chordata; Mammalia; Dermoptera; Cynocephalidae. The annotation marks the transcript as partial. Gene Ontology annotation, molecular function: RNA binding; phenylalanine-tRNA ligase activity; protein binding. Gene Ontology annotation, biological process: phenylalanyl-tRNA aminoacylation.